Messenger RNA from Kwoniella botswanensis, 1407 nucleotides. RefSeq lists its product as uncharacterized. The record is from RefSeq and is a predicted model, not a curated record. Bases 1 to 1407 code for a protein of 468 amino acids. The transcript has a single exon. Lineage: Eukaryota; Fungi; Basidiomycota; Tremellomycetes; Tremellales; Cryptococcaceae.
AUGACUACAACGUCCACAUACAUAUCGGAUAUACCAGCUCACUCGCCAACACCUCCGCUUUCAUCCACGAUCACUCCGACCAUGUCGUCAUCACCAUGUUCACCGCAACCACCUUCUGUCUCACCCCUCGCUCUCGAUCGUUUUCCUCCCGAACUACGGAUCAUCAUCUUCGACCAUAUCAAACAUACAGGUCCAUCCGCAAUAUUCAAUCUCGUCUUAACCUGCCAGGAGAUGUACGAUCGGUUCAACCCCUUGUUAUAUACCAGAAUCACUGUCGAUCAAUUCAACGCUGAAAAGUUAUUUUACGGUAUCAUUCCCCAUGUAGAUCAACUCAAAGGUGCCCUCCCUUCCUUGUUGUCUCUCGAGGAUCAAUUACCAGGUAUCGACUUUGCAAUAGCUCAUCCCUAUGUGGUGAAUCGACAUGCUCGUAAAGUGGCUUUACUCGACAAUUGCCAAACUUUGAUAAUUGGAGAUCAUCAGUCAGUACAAAUCAUCUCGUCAGCUCUGCGACAGAUCCCUUGUACCCCUUUUCUACCAGGUCCAUCUGAAGGACAUUUGUCUAUGGUUACAGAUAAUGAGAAUGAGGAGGAAGACGAGGAGGGAGAUCCUAGUGACGAUGACGAAGAUAGUGAAGGUAGCGAGAGUGAAAUUGAGAAUGAUGAGGAUGGAGGUGAAGAUGAAGGAUUUGGUAAUGAUGGAAAUAGCAUAUCUGCGUUAUUUUCAAAUCUGAUUUCGGUAUGUUUCGAGAACACCUCAUUAUUCGAUUCACAUAGGGAGGCUUAUAUCGGCGGAGCGAUGCACGACCUAUUCAUAGGCGUAAAGCCUCGGAAUGUCUGUGCCACCUACGAUACCUCCAACAAGCGUUACAUGACCUCUAUCAUGGGAGAUAUACGAGAUCGGUGGACCCUGAAAUCUUUCACCUGGCAUGAAGUUACCAAUCCCGAUUUUACUUUACUCAAUCCAGCCAAAUACCUGAAUUAUCAUAUAUCCUCUAUCAAUACCUGUGCCGUCCCCAAUCACCAAACUGGAACGACGGACCCCUCGACCGCCACAGUGCAACAGGAUCUUACUAGCGAGUGCACAUGUCCAUUUACCCUUCACCAUAUGACGGAUUUCGUCUAUCGUAUCGGACCUUCAAGAGAACCACCAAUGAAUUUCGAUCAAUCCCAAAAGGCAGAAUGCAACUAUGUCGGAUUAUAUAAUAUCCCUGAACAUUAUUCUGACAAUCAUUGGUCAGAACUGGAAAAAGAACUUAGAAGUAAGAUCAAAAAUCAACCUAUCAGAUCAGGUAAUAGGGUCUGGUCGAAGAAUGAAAAAGACAGGAUGAAACGAUGGAAAGAGGAGUUUGGAUCGUUUUUAGUGGAUGCGAAGAAGUGUUUUGAUUGUCCUUGCUGUGGCAGAUUUUAG